AUGUUCCUUCCCUUCCGCAACAUCUCGACCAAGCAGAGUGUGGCCGCGCUCGGCCUCUGCGUCUUCUUCGCGUACGGCUCGCACUACCUGGAUACGCUCGAGCCGCUGCGCAUCAAGAACGGCAAGGCCGUCGCGUGGAGCUCGUUUGAUGCCAAGGAAUCGAAAUAA
Molecule: messenger RNA, 168 nt
Organism: Saprolegnia diclina VS20
Lineage: Eukaryota; Oomycota; Saprolegniomycetes; Saprolegniales; Saprolegniaceae
Exons: 2
Coding region: 1-168 (55 amino acids)
Source: RefSeq, a predicted model, not a curated record